UAAUUUUCUAAUGGAACUAUAAAUAUACACUUCUUAAACAACAUUUGUUGUUUUCUCACCAGUUUGCCACACAUAACAAAAGGUACGAUACAAGUAUGUACAACAUAUAAACGGUAGGUACAAUAAAAUCUCACGGGAACAUCUGUCACUGCCCAUAGCGACCAUCUCGCUCGAAUUGGUAUCCUAUGUCAAAGAAGACCUUUGUAAAGAUGUCACAUGCCUAUCAAUACGGUCACCGAAGGCAAGAUAGAUAUAUGUGAUCUGAAGGCCUCCAGAAGCACCACCAUGGCUGAGCAUUUAACAGAGGAACAGAUUGCAGAGUUUCAGGAGGCCUUCGGACUGUUUGAUAAAGACGGGGAUGGCAGCAUCACCACGAUUGAACUGGGGAUCGUGAUGAGGUCUCUCGGGCAGAAUCCCACAGAGGCAGAGCUUCAGGACAUGAUCAACGAGGUGGACGCUGAUGGAAACGGCAACAUCGAUUUCCCGGAGUUCCUGACAAUGAUGCAGAAAAAAUUGAGCUCCAGAUCGGACUCCGAGGAGGAAGUGAGGGAGGCCUUCAAAGUGUUCGACAAGGACUGUAACGGGUUCAUCUCCGCCUCUGACCUCAAACAGGUGAUGAAUAACCUUGGAGAGAAGCUGACCGAUGAAGACAUCAAUGAGAUGAUCAAAGAAGCCGACCAUGAUGGUGAUGGUCAGGUUAACUAUGAAGAGUUUGUGAUGACAAUGCUGAUCAAGUGACGACACAGCAGGGAGCGUAUGGACCUGAAGAUGAGGCUGAGGCACAGAGAUGCUGUACAAUAUGGCAAUAUGGCGGACUCCAGGCACAUUUGACGUCACGAGCGGAAAGGUCACGUGGGUUCCAGCGAAAUAUGCAUA
Molecule: messenger RNA, 876 nt
Organism: Haliotis rubra (blacklip abalone)
Lineage: Eukaryota; Metazoa; Mollusca; Gastropoda; Lepetellida; Haliotidae
Product: calmodulin-A-like
Exons: 6
Coding region: 217-738 (173 amino acids)
Molecular function (GO): enzyme regulator activity; calcium ion binding
Source: RefSeq, a predicted model, not a curated record